Molecule: messenger RNA, 315 nt
Organism: Puccinia graminis f. sp. tritici CRL 75-36-700-3
Lineage: Eukaryota; Fungi; Basidiomycota; Pucciniomycetes; Pucciniales; Pucciniaceae
Exons: 1
Coding region: 1-315 (104 amino acids)
Source: RefSeq, a predicted model, not a curated record
AUGUCGGGUUCGGAUCUCGGAAAGGCGAUACCCGAACCCGGAGGCCCGGAUCGGAACCCUAUGCAACAUACCUCCCAAAAAGCUUUGAUUCGCAGUGGGACAUUGUUCAAAAUCCCCCAGACACCGGCACCAAUCCGAGCUGGACGAUGGGGGAAUCGAGACUAUAGAAAAGCUUGCUACUACUGCACGGCCGGCACGACGCGGUUGAAUCAGGAGGAUAAACAAGCCUUCACGAGCCGUUCAGUCAGCGGAGUCACGUCAAGCAGUAAUCUGACUCGUCAGACUCCGCCCUGCUCAGCUGCCGGACUCGACUAA